CGGCGAAUGAAAUUUAUCAUUUUGAUACGUACGUAAUUAACAUUUUAAAAAGAAAAAAGAAAAAGAAAACAACAAACGAAGAAAAAGGAAAAAGAUAGUAGGAGGAGUACGGCGUGGGGACUGAAUUGAUGAUGAGAUUCAUUUGACAAAUCCCAGUAAAAUUUAAGAUUUUGGGUGACAGGCAGCUGAGAUAAGCCGACGAGACAAAUAACGUUAAAAAAACAAGGCCGUCACUCUGCGGCCGAUCGGAAACUCGAAACUGCACCCCCACCAGGCGAAAAGACGUACCAAUCCUUCUUCUUCCCACACGUUUGAGGAGCCCAUUAUUUCGCCACGUGGAUCUCCUCCUCAAGUUGGGGUCCACUCCGGUGACCCCACCUUCCCCACCUCCCCCCGCCCGGGGGUCUUCAAACUGCCGUCACACUGAUUUUUGCGUGUUCUGUUUCUUUCUUAUUGUGCUUAUUUUGACUUUGUUCUUCUUCUUCUUUCUUCUUCUCCUCUUUUUGAAUCUCUUUUUUUUGCUGCUUAGCUCUCUCUGAUUCCUUUGUGUGGAAAAGUUUUACACACGUUUGAUGCAACAUUCCUUUUACACCAUUUAUUCUCCCAUUCUUAUUCUACUUCCUGGGUUCUCUUCCAUUUCACGUCUCCUUUUCCAAUCUGAGAGAUUAUUAUUUAUUUAUUUUUAUACACAGUGCUCUUGAUCAAAUAUUCUUUUGUGGUGACCUGUAUAUAUGCGGUCUCGAAUUCGUUUUAGAUUCUAGAGUUGCGGGUUCUGGGUUUUUGGAGGAGUAAUUUAAGCCCAGGUGGAAUUAAAAAUGGGGGCCUGCGUAUCAAGGCCAGAUAGUUGUGUUGGGGGUAAAUUGGGAGGUUUAAAGAAGAAGACCCGAAGGAGAAGGAAAGGGGUCAACCGGAAGGUGUCUUUUCAACUGUCUGAUCCACCGCUGGAUAGACUGGAAAAGCCUCUUCCUCUGGAUCGCUCCUUCAACAAUCCCACCUUCAAAGGAAGCGCUGAGGAGGCAUGGUUUGAUUCAGCUGCAAUUCUUGAAUCUGACUGUAGCGAUGAGGAUUUUCAAAGUGCUCCUGAUGAUGCACACUCUGUCAGCGCAUAUGAUGCUUUGUCACAGUCUAGUAUUACAUCUCCCAGAUUUUCUAAUCACAGAGAUGGUGAUGUCAAUUCACAUUGCUCCUCCUCUGUCGACCUGUUACAGAGGCCAGAAGAUUCAUCUCAUUUGGAGUCUCCUCGCAUCUCUGCCAAUGAUGAUGCACAUGGGGAGAGUGGAUUGCUUGAUAACUGCGGUAUUCUUCCAAAUAAUUGUUUGCCUUGUCUUGCUUCGACUGCCCCCUCUGUGGAGAAGAGGAGAUCACUUAGCUCAAGUCCUCCCAGUGCUAGGAAGAAGGCUGCUCUGAAAAAUCCUUUCAAGUGGAAGGAAGGAAAUUCUAGUGCAAACCUACUUUCUUCCAAAGCGCUCUUGCAAAGGCCACUGGCUGGUGCCCAAGUACCUUUCUGUCCUUUGGAAAAGAAGGUUUCUGACAGUUGGUCACAUAUUGAACCAAGUAGUUUUAAAGUUCGGGGAGCAAAUUAUCCUAGGGAUAAAAAGAAGGAUUUUGCAUCCAACUGUGCAGCGUAUUAUCCAUUUGGUGUUGAUGUAUUUUUAUCUCCUCAAAAGAUAAAUCAUGUUGCUCGAUAUGUAGAACUCCCUGCCAUUAAUCACUCUGCGAAACUUCCACCAAUUCUUGUUGUAAAUGCUCAGAUUCCUUUGUAUCCGGCCACGUUUUUCCAGAAUGAAACUGAUGGAGAAGGUUUCAGUAUUGUGAUGUACUUUAAACUUAAUGAACGUUAUGCAAAGGAACUUUCAUCCCAAUUUCAAGAAAGCAUCCUGGUAAGCAUGGUUCCCUGCUCAUUGCAAUUGAUGAUAUUCAAGAACGUUGCAAUUUGAAGAUGGCUGUGUAGUUUCUCAAUAAUUGAAGAGAAGCUCUAUUGACUAAUUUGAAUGUAACUAUGUUCCUUCUUUUUUUAGUUGGAUAUCUCUGAAUCGCUUUCCUUUCUUUCCUUGAGCUAGUCUAUACUAUAGUUUUACUCAUGGUGCCUUGAUUGGUGUUUGCCUCCCCUUUUUGGAUCAGAGAAUAAUUGAUGACGAAGUUGAAAAAGUGAAAGGUUUUCCCUCAGACACAAUCGUACCUUUCAGGGAAAGAUUAAAAAUUCUUGGACGUGUAGGCAAUGUGGACGACCUUCCUAUAAGUGCAGCUGAGAGAAAGCUUAUGCAUGCUUAUAACGAAAAGCCUGUGCUCUCGCGUCCUCAACAUGAAUUUUACUUGGUCAGUGUAGCUUCUAGUUUCAGAAUGUUAUCGUUAUUAUUUUGUUUUUGCAUUUUAAUUUUGUUCAACAUGGAAAUGUUUGAAGUGGUAGUACUACAUUGAUUUUUUUAUAAACUAAGAGAACUGAUUUGCAGGGAGAGAACUAUCUUGAGAUCGACCUGGAUAUGCAUCGAUUCAGCUACAUCUCCAGGAAGGGUUUUGAAGCAUUCCUAGACCGGUUAAAGUAUUGCGAUUUGGACUUUGGCCUCACAAUUCAAGUAAGCACUUUGAUUUGGCCCUUUUUCAAUUCACUAGUUGGCUUUCAAUUAUUCAGUACUAAUAUUAUCGAGAUUGAUUGAUUGUUGUUUUCACUGAACAGGGUAAUAAAUCCGAGGAGUUGCCGGAGCAGAUUUUAUGUUGCGUAAGGUUAAAUGAAAUUGAUUAUGUGAAUUAUGAACAGCUGGGGUUUAGUAAGGACCCCGUUUUGUAGGCAGAAAAGAAGUCUGCCGUAAUAUUUAUAGCAGUUAUUAUCUCAUAAAUAUAUACAGUAUAUGAAAGCACUGCAAAACUCGUUAUAGCACCAAGCGCUUCAGUUUCUCUUGACCCUAAAUGGUCAAAUAUUCAAUACCAUUACUUGUACAUGUCAUACAAAGACAGCCAUCAGCCGAUUGUUUGCAAUAGACGGGCGUUUGUCUUACAACUUAAGGUUCAAAAAUUUAAUAAACAACUUCCAUCGAAAAAUAUAAUGGUUAAAAAAAAUUCUGACAAAAAUGUACUAUCUGAGGACAGAAACCAUACAUCCACAUUACUUCUUAAUAGUGAUCAAAAAAGUAGUUAAGAGUUCAACACAUUAUAAUUAAUUAAUUAGAUUAAGAGAAUACUAAGUACUCCCAUAGAAGGGUAGGGGAGAGGAGGAGGAGGAGAUUGUUCGGGGAUCUUCCUUUUCCCUUCGCGUUAGGGCGAAGUAGUGUUAUUUAUUAGUUAUAACCUCUUACAGUCGGACGUUAACGGCGGAUGGGCCAAUUUAUAUAGUCCAUAUAUAUGUGUGUGUGUGGGGGCGCGGGCGCUUCUCAAAUUUGAAUUUCCCUAGUUCUUGGAAACUCUACUAGUUAUAAUAUUUGCAUUCGCUGUCUGAUGUGUUGGAGGUUCAGAUAGAUAACCUCAUAUGUUCUCAGGAG
Oldenlandia corymbosa var. corymbosa is the source of this 3473-nucleotide messenger RNA. The record is from the annotation of a GenBank genome assembly. Lineage: Eukaryota; Viridiplantae; Streptophyta; Magnoliopsida; Gentianales; Rubiaceae.